CGUUGCCUACCCUUACUAGUGACCAGUCAGUAGUACUCUCACCACAUUAUUCCCACUCGCCCACUGGAGUCGACGGAGGUGAAAGUACCGAAGUUCCUCUGCCGUCCCGCCAAAACGCUCGAUUCUCUGCAGUCGCCUCUCUUCGUGUCUCUGCAACUUUCAGAAGUUCCGCAAAGAUGAGUACCAUGAAAUUCUGCCGCGAAUGCAACAACAUUCUUUACCCUAAGGAGGACAGGGAUCAGAAGUUGCUCCUCUACGCUUGUCGGAACUGCGACCACCAGGAAGUUGCAGAAAACUACUGUGUUUAUAGAAAUGAGGUGCAUCACUCUGCAGCAGAACGCACCCAGGUAUUGCAAGAUGUAGCUGCAGAUCCUACUCUCCCUCGCACUAAAGAUGUUCAAUGUGCUGAGUGUAAGCAUCACGAAGCUGUGUUUUUCCAGGCAACGGCCAGAGGAGAGGAAGGCAUGACGUUGUUCUUCGUCUGUUGCAACCCAAAUUGUGGGCAUCGCUGGAGAGAUUGAGGCGCUGGGAAGGAUUGCGGUGUAUGUUUCCAAAUGUGAGGCUUGCUGUGGAGUUCAAAGAGUUUCUUGGUCACGUGGAAUGUAUUCUAGUGUAGCCUUUUGUGGGCCGGAUUUGGGCUUGACGCGGCCGUUCAGAAACCCAUUAAUGCAUUUUAGGGUCUAUGUACUGCCCAUCGUUGUGCAUAAUUGAUGCCUCUCAUUUUCAAGAAAUAGGCUUUGAGUAGCAAAAUAGUGCUUUGCGGCCGUCUUAAGCACCUUUAGUGGUCCA
This is a messenger RNA of Linum tenue, 789 nucleotides long. NCBI's taxonomy places the organism in Eukaryota, Viridiplantae, Streptophyta, Magnoliopsida, Malpighiales, Linaceae. The record is from the annotation of a GenBank genome assembly.